Brassica oleracea var. oleracea is the source of this 3471-nucleotide messenger RNA. RefSeq names its product probable LRR receptor-like serine/threonine-protein kinase At1g53430. Gene Ontology annotation, molecular function: protein binding; ATP binding; protein kinase activity. The transcript is spliced from 23 exons. NCBI's taxonomy places the organism in Eukaryota, Viridiplantae, Streptophyta, Magnoliopsida, Brassicales, Brassicaceae. The coding region runs from base 96 to 3230 and encodes 1044 amino acids. The record is from RefSeq and is a predicted model, not a curated record. Gene Ontology annotation, biological process: protein phosphorylation.
CUUUUCCCAGCUGUUUCUUUCUUUCUUCGUAUCCAUCUUCCAUCUCCUCGAUCUCUCUCUCUUAAUCGUCUAGUCUAUAUUUGAGAACUGAGAGUAUGUUUGUUUGUUUUUCUCCCAAGAAAAAAAGAGAGAUGAGUUGUUUCAUCUUGUUGGCCGAGAAAGUUAUGAAUGUUCUUCUCUUCAUCGCCAUCUUAUUUGGAAUUUUCGGAUCAAAUGCUCAACUCUUACCCGAUGAUGAAGUUCAAACAUUGCGGACGAUCUUCACAAAGCUUCAACACCGAUCAGUGAACAUCGAAAGGACUUCUUGUUCGGACAGAAAUUCGAAUUUCACUUCCGGCGAAGGAAACCGUACCAUCAUCUGCGACUGUACUGUAAACUCCACUUGUCAUGUCACUCGAAUAUUUCUUAAAAGUUUAAGUUUGCCUGGGAUUUUCCCCCCUGAGUUCGGGAACCUCACACGUCUGCUAGAGAUAGAUCUUUCUCGGAACUAUCUCAAUGGAACAAUACCUACGACCUUGUCUCGAACCCCACUUGAAAUCCUGUCUGUAACCGGAAACCGUCUCUCUGGACCAAUUCCUCCUCAACUUGGAGACGUUACUACACUUACUAAUUUGAAUCUAGAAUCUAAUUUACUCUCAGGAGAAAUUCCUUCAAGCUUCGGGAGAUUAACAAGUUUAAAUAGCUUGCUUCUCUCUGCAAACAACUUCACUGGUCAACUCCCUGAGUCCUUAAUCAAUCUCAAGAACUUGACAAACUUUCGGAUUGAUGGGAACUCUUUAUCUGGGAGGAUACCUGAGUUUAUUGGAAACUGGACUCAGCUUGAUAGGCUUGAUCUUCAAGGCACAUCAAUGUCAGGUCCAAUUCCAGCUUCAUUCUCAAACUUGCAGAACUUGACUCAACUGAGGAUAACCGAUUUGAAUGGACAAGCCUUUGAUUUUCCAGACCUGCGAAAUAUGACCAAUAUAGAACGACUGGUACUAAGAAACUGUUUGAUAAGGGGACCUAUCCCGGAUUACAUUGGUUCCAUGACUAAGCUAAAGACACUAGAUUUAAGCUCAAACUUUUUAACUGGUCCAAUUCCAGAUACAUUUAGGGAUCUGGAUUAUAACUUUAUGUUUCUGAGUAAUAACUCAUUAUCAGGUCAACUUCCUCAGUUCAUCCUAGACAGUAAAGACUCGGUGGACUUGUCUUACAACAACUUCACUCAGGCACCUUCUCGUAGCUGUAGUAUGCCUGAUAUUAACUUGGUCUCCAGCUACCCGUCAGAAACAGCUAACUCUGUUCAAUGGUGUUUGAGAAGGGAUCUUCCAUGUCCCACAGAAGCCAAACAUUCCUCUCUAUUCAUCAACUGUGGAGGAGAAGCAGUGGAGGUUGGAAAAGACACGUAUGAGGAAGAUUUGAACAAUAAAGGAGCAUCAAUAUUCAUGCCUGUUAGUGAUAGAUGGGGAUACAGCAGUUCUGGAACUUGGAUAGGCGAUGACACAGUUCCCUAUUUAGCAACAGACGACAGAUUCAACUUGUUAAAUGAAUCGGUUCCACAGUAUUACAAAAGAGCACGUCUCGCUCCACAAUCACUCAAGUACUAUGGACUAUGCUUGAGAAGUGAGAGUUACAAACUGCAGCUCCAUUUUGCAGAGAUAAUGUUCUCUAAUGACCAGACUUAUAGUAGCAUAGGGAGACGAAUUUUCGACAUUUAUGUUCAAGGGAACUUGUUGGUGAAGGACUUUAACAUAGCAGAGAGAGCAGGUGGAGUUGGUAAGCCAUUCACACUACAGAUUGAUAGGGUUCAAGUGAAUGGAAGUACGUUGGAGAUUCAUUUGCUAUGGUCAGGGAAAGGCACAAACGUGUUACCACAACGAGGUGUUUACGGUCCUCUCAUAUCCGCUAUAACCAUUACACCAAAUUACAAGGUUGAUGACGGAAAGCCAUUGUCAAAUGGAGCUGUUGCAGGCAUUGUAGUUGCAGCAUGUGCGGUUUUCGCCUUGCUUGUUCUAUUAAUCCUUAGGCUUACAGGUUACUUGGGUCGAAAAGAAGAGGAUGACAAUGAAGAGCUUAGGGGACUUGAUUUGCAGACAGGAUCAUUCACAUUGAAACAAAUCAAACGUGCUACUAAUAACUUUGAUCCAGAAAACAAGAUUGGUGAAGGAGGUUUUGGACCGGUUUAUAAGGGUGUACUUGGUGAUGGAACAACCAUAGCAGUGAAGCAGCUUUCAUCAAAAUCAAAGCAAGGGAACAGAGAGUUUGUGACUGAGAUUGGAAUGAUCUCAGCCUUGCAACACCCUAACCUUGUGAAGCUUUAUGGUUGUUGCAUUGAAGGGAAAGAGCUUUUGCUUGUGUAUGAGUACUUAGAGAACAACAGUCUCGCUCGUGCACUCUUUGGUUCAGAGAAACAAAGACUUCACUUGGAUUGGGCAACAAGGAAUAAGAUAUGCAUAGGGAUUGCUAAAGGGCUAGCUUAUCUACACGAGGAGUCAAGGCUGAAGAUUGUCCACAGAGACAUAAAAGCGACGAAUGUGCUUCUUGAUCAGUCUCUAAACGCUAAGAUCUCUGACUUUGGUCUUGCUAAACUCGACGAAGAAGAGAACACACAUAUCAGCACAAGGAUCGCAGGAACAAUAGGCUACAUGGCUCCUGAGUAUGCAAUGAGAGGUUACUUAACAGACAAAGCAGAUGUCUACAGCUUCGGUGUUGUUUGUUUAGAGAUUGUUAGCGGGAAGAGCAACACAAACUACAGACCAAAGGAAGAGUUUGUGUACCUUCUUGAUUGGGCUUACGUCUUGCAAGAACAAGGGAAUCUCCUGGAGCUUGUGGACAUGGAUCUCGGCACAAACUUCUCCAAAAAAGAAGCGAAGAGGAUGUUGAACAUUGCUCUGCUCUGCACAAACCCGUCUCCAACGUUGAGACCACCAAUGUCAUCUGUUGUGAGUAUGUUAGAAGGGAAAAUCAAAGUGGAACCACCGUUGGUGAAACGUGAAGCUGAUCCAACUGGUGCAGCUGCGAUGAGGUUUAGGGCGUUUGAGCUUUUAUCACAGGACAGCGAGUCACAGGCUUCUACCUUUGAAAGGGAUAGAGAACAGAAAAGCUCGUCGUCGAUGGAUGGUCCUUGGGUUGACUCUUCUUUCUCUGCGCCUGGCAAAGAUGGUAACGUGAAACAAGAGGAAGAAGAAGAACGUUCGUCAUCAUCGUCAAGGAAACUUUUAGAUGAGCUUACCGAGGUGAAGGUUGAGUAAAGAACUCAAGAGCAAAGAAGCUAGCUUGGAACAAGGAGAACGUUAAUUAUAUUUGUCAUGGAAACUGUUGAAUGAAACAAAGAAUUGUAUAGAUUCUUUUGGUAUUGUUUAAUCAAGAUUUCAAAAUGCACUUGCCAUUAGAGACCUUCUUUCAGUUUUGUUAAUGCUGUUGUGUAAUUCUCUUUUUGUUUACAGAGUUUGAUUUUAGUUGCCAUUAGAGACAUUCUUUGAGUUUUGUUAA